CGUUGUGUCUUUCCCUAUGGAAAUUAAAAGUGAGAAGCCAUAACUUUAUCCAAAGCCAUGACUUCCUUUGCCAAUGCCAACACUCUCUUCAUCUCUCGCAUUUCCACUCCUCACAAAUGCAGCCAUCGCCGCCGCCACCACUUCCCCAUCAUCACCGCCUCUCUUUCCAUCCACCGCCGCCAUAUCGCGACAGCCCUCGCGGCUGUGAUUGGCCUGCAGGCCACAGCGCCCCUCGCGCUAGCCCAAAGCUGGGGUACCCACUCGUUCAUUAAGGAGCGGUACUUUGAGCCCGGGCUAUCGGCAGAGGAGGCGGUGGCGAGGAUAAAACAGACCGCGGAAGGACUUCAUAGCAUUCGUGAGAUGCUGGAGACCAUGUCAUGGAGAUAUGUGAUCUUCUACAUUCGACUAAAGUCGGCUUAUCUCUCCCAAGACUUGAAAACUGCCAUGUCUGUUUUGCCACAAGCUCGCCAAAAUGACUUUGUUAAGACUGCUAAUGAGUUGGUUGAUAACAUGGCCGAGUUGGAUUAUUACGUUCGCACACCAAAGGUGUAUGAGUCGUAUUUGUAUUACGAGAAGACAUUGAAAUCCAUUGAUGAUCUGGUGGCUUUACUGGCAUAGCUGCAUUAUCUUAAAAUCUUCAUCACAUAUUCAAUGCAUCAAAAGGAAAGCUUGGUCUUACAAGAUCCAAAUGCGUAGUUUUAAGAUUUUGUAGUCUUUUAUUAUAUAAACACGUGUGUAAAAAAUAUUAUUCGAUAGAUAUUAUUUCUUUCGUUUUAAAAAAAGUGAAUAUUUUUUAGGUACUUGGAUACUGUAGUUAUAUUUUUACUUGUAAUUGAAUAAUAAUUUGUCAAUGAUGAAUCAGAUAUCUUGUAACAAAUAACAAGGAAAAAUAAUACUUUCUUUGUUCACA
Molecule: messenger RNA, 910 nt
Organism: Benincasa hispida (wax gourd)
Lineage: Eukaryota; Viridiplantae; Streptophyta; Magnoliopsida; Cucurbitales; Cucurbitaceae
Gene: PNSL2
Product: PsbQ-like 2
Biological process (GO): photosynthesis; photosynthetic electron transport chain
Cellular component (GO): extrinsic component of membrane; photosystem II oxygen evolving complex; chloroplast
Molecular function (GO): calcium ion binding
Source: RefSeq, a predicted model, not a curated record